CUUCACAGGCAGACAGCCACCAGCCAGUCUGAGCCGUCGGUCUUCGAUAGCAUACAAACAAACAUAGGCGUAGUACUAGGCAUGCAGUAUUGUUUUUAUUUUGUGUUUUUGUUGUUGUGUGCCUGCUUGAUAGCCAGCGCAUGCACGUAUGCCGAAGGAGUCGAACCAACCACUGUGCACCCCGCAUUCGCACAGCGUCGACCACGACGACAACACACACGACACGAUACCACUCGGAAAGGUACGGUCGGCCGCAUGCCAGCAACUGUAUGCAGUGGCAUAGGCAAUUCCCAAUUGUACAGAUCACUAACGGAAACGAACGCAAACGCAGUUAGAAGUUAUUCGUGCGCACAGCCAAUAGACGGAUCAGCGGCUGGUAAUACGGAGCGCUGUUUAUGACGGUGUCGCGGACGGGAUUAUUAUUUUAUUUUAAUAAAGUGAGAAUUUGUUUUGAAAAAUAUUACAAAAAUUAUUCAACAAUACUGAAAUAUUAAGAAAUCGAUGUGAAGAGUUGUAUAUUCGAUAAAAGAGAAAACAUAAGAAAUGCGACGGUAAACGAACGCAGUGAUUUUCAGUGAAAAAAUGUGAACAAAAUUUAUGCUUGAAAAAUAUAAAAAAAAGCAAACACAAAUUGAAAUAAAUAAAAUAAAAAACAGUCACUUGAUGUUUUAAGUGUUUUUGUAUUUAAUAAUUUAUGCACAAACAAAGUGAUUGAAAUAUUAAAUAAACUAAACAUAAUCAAGCUCAGCGAACUGUUUCAAAUCAACUCACAACAGUUUGAGUAGCACUUGUUUUUCUUACAUCUAUAUUCUACGUAAAGCGUCCAAAAACAGUGACGCAUUUACAAAUCGAACUUUCGCGUUUCAUUUGCAAAACUUUUUGAGCCAUCAAAAUGAUGAUGAACGCUUUCAUCGAUCCCACGCCCUCUCAGCACCAUCUGGCUUCUUAUGGGCUGCGUAUGUCACCGACUACACCGACCAAUCAAUCGGAUUUACUGGGUGGCAGCGCGCAACAACAACAUGCACAGCAACAACAGCAGCAACAACAACAAGUGCAACAGCAGCAGCAACAACAAGCGCAACAGCAGCAAUCACAACAACAACAGGCACAACAAUUGGACACCAGCGGUCUGAUGUCCUCAGCAAUGUCGCUGGGCACCAGCGUCAGCGACAUGUCCUCACCCGUAAGCGCGUCAGCCGCCAGUGCUGCCGCCUAUCAGAACAGCGGCUACAGCCACUUCAAUACGCAACUCGGUUCGGCGUAUUCAUCACGUGAUUUUCUGCUUGGCCGCCGCACAGACAACGAUUACAUGUCCGGUGCGGCAACAACGCAACUGGUCGGACAAAGUGCCGCCACCACCGCUGCAACGGCCGACUCAAUGCUAUUCCCCUCAUUUCCCGCCACACAUGCCCAGCAUCCCGAUUUGACCACAUCCUUUGGCAAUCACCCCUUCCAUGCGGCGGCCCAUCAUCAUGCCGCGGCCGCGCAUCAUCAUCAACAUCAGAUGCGCAUGGGCAUGGCCGACUAUGCGCAUCCGUAUGCCCAUCACGCACAACAUCAUACAAAUUUUCCGUCGGUACAUCAUCAUCAACAUCCCGCCAUGUCCAUGCAUCCGGCUGGUGCGGGCGCUUUUCUACGCUAUAUGCGCCACCAGCCGUCGGCAGCGUCUGCCAUUAAGCAAGAGAUGCAAUGCCUUUGGGUAGAUCCGGAUCAACCGGGCGGUCCGAAUGGCCGCAAGACAUGCAAUAAGAUCUUUCACACCAUGCACGAUAUUGUCACCCAUCUAACGGUGGAACAUGUCGGCGGACCUGAGUGCACAACGCAUGCCUGCUACUGGAUCGGUUGUUCGCGCAACGGUCGCCCUUUCAAAGCCAAAUACAAGUUGGUCAAUCAUAUACGCGUGCACACCGGCGAGAAACCGUUUGCCUGCCCUCAUCCCGGUUGUGGCAAGGUGUUCGCACGCAGCGAGAAUCUCAAGAUACACAAGCGGACGCAUACCGGUAAGUCGCUGUUAACCAAUAUGCGCAUUAAAAUAGUAACUGUAUUUAUGUAAAAUACAUAUGUUGGGGGCGUUGUGUUUUCACCUGUAUACAGCAGGCAUUAAUGUCCGUAUGGCAUUGCAAUUUUGACUUGACUUUAUUCGCUUAUAGCUUUGCGUUGUUUUAUUUUGUUUUAACUUGUUUGCCUUUUGAUGUUUGUUCGCUAAUCGGUUUAACUAAUUUUUGGGCGGCGCCGUUGUAGGCGUAAGCAUUGAUUUUUGCGGAUAUAUCCGCAGAGAUUUAAGCCUUUCGGGUUUGUGGCGUGGUGUAGGCCGUGCAAACUACUAUAUGUAGCGUCAGCGCAGAUAGCAAAAAGUCAGUAAGGCAAAAUUUAUUUCAGCGUCUGUGUGCGUCAGUUUCAACAAAAUACCUGUAGUGGAACUAUUCACUACUUAAAUUUUCAUUUGUCAAAUUUUUACAAAGUGUUAGGUACCUGAUGAGAGCACGAUUCAUUUUCCUUGUAGAUAAUGGUGUACAUUCAAGGCCUAUUGAAAACGUUUGCGUUAAAAAUUGUAAUAGAAUCGGCGCAUGCUUCUGUUGAAAUAGAGUACAGCAAGCAGGAAGUAUGAAACUAUUUCGUUAAUAGAGCUGUCAGUAGCAAAGAUUGAGAAAAUUUAAAAAAAAAUCGUACCUCACACGCACACUUAGGUGAAUUCAUAAAUUUACUUAUUUUCCUACUAAGAAUACUUUAUUUUGAUAACGAAUUUAAUAUUAAAUGUAGAUCUCAAAGUAGUUAUUUUCACAUUAUUUUUCCAACUACAAUUUGGAAUACAGCACUUAAAAAAAUACAUUUGAAAUACUCGCUCUACACGUAAACACGAUAUAAUGUAAGUAACUCCAGUAUUUGUAUGUCCUGAAUAGGGAAUAUUAAUAUUAAGUUUCUAACAUCCAGAAGAAAAAGUGGUGGCCUUUGUGACUUGUCAGGUCGGUCCAUCUUUAUAUACACGAAGUAGUCCCUCAGUUUUUAAGAUUUUGGUCUGAAACUUUGCACACAUUCCAUUUACCCCAAGAAGCUGCUAAUUUGUCUUAAUUGUCGAUAUUGGUUAACUAUGGCAUAUAGCUGCCAUACAAACUGAACGAUCAAAAUCAAGUUUUUGUAUAGAAAACUUUUCUAUUCGACAAUAUAAGUUUACGAAAUUUGGCGCAGAUUAUUGUAUAAAAUAGUAUUAUAAUCUCUACAGAAAUUAGGCAGAUCGGACGAUUAUAGCAUAUAACUGUCAUACAAAUUGACCGAUCAAAAAUCAAGAUCUUUUACGGAAAUAUUUUUUAUUUGACAAGGUAUCUUUUUGAAAGUUUAUUAUCUUUAGAUCCGAGACAUAAAGAAUAUAGCCGCCAUAUAAACUGAUCCUUUUUGACAUUU
Bactrocera dorsalis (oriental fruit fly) is the source of this 3399-nucleotide messenger RNA. Its product is annotated as pair-rule protein odd-paired-like. Bases 893 to 2053 code for a protein of 386 amino acids. NCBI's taxonomy places the organism in Eukaryota, Metazoa, Arthropoda, Insecta, Diptera, Tephritidae. Gene Ontology annotation, molecular function: RNA polymerase II cis-regulatory region sequence-specific DNA binding; DNA-binding transcription factor activity, RNA polymerase II-specific. Gene Ontology annotation, biological process: central nervous system development; regulation of transcription by RNA polymerase II. The transcript has a single exon. Gene Ontology annotation, cellular component: nucleus. The record is from RefSeq and is a predicted model, not a curated record.